CUUUUUAAAAAUCUUGCCUCAUCCCUUUUUUCCAGCAGUGCCCAGUUGGAUCCUGCCCCUCAGAGCCCUCUGUGGGCAGUGCCCGCCUGCAGCCACUCUGUUUGCUUUUAUUAACAGUAACUGGGUUUGAUUUCCUGACUGCAUCGAGCACGUUUGCUGUGACAUUUGCAUCUUGCUCACACUCCUUUCCUCUUUCCCUUUCUUCUUUUCUCUUUUCCCUUCCCCUUCCCCCUUCCCCUUUCCUUUCCCCUUUCUGUGCUAAAUUAGCUGAUCUCUUACUAAGCCCCACUUUUCUUUUCCUCCAGGCUGAGUAAAUUUUACUAAUUCAGCCUCAUAAAAUAACAGAGCAAUUAGUAAUAAAAUAAAAUGUUUGCUUUCCACAAUCCUGCUCACUUACAAUGAAUUGGGAAAGAGUAAAUAGAUUAAAAGCGCGGUGGAAAGCGACCUGGCGGUAUUCCAUAUUUAUUUUCUUCCGACGACCGUAGAUCAAAUUUGUUCAGCCCCUAAGUGGGAAAAGCACUUUAUUUUAUUUUUUUUUUUUUCCCAGUCUCCAGCUCGUGGUGCCGGGCGCUCAAGCUGCGUGUUUGUUCUCUCCUGCUUUCAUCCCAAGCCACAAAGGUCCCCAGCAGGACCUGUGCUGGCAGAACCUGGCGCUAAUUUACCGAGCAGAACGGGCCGAGCUCGCACCUCUCCUGGGCUGGAGGCUGGGAAAAAAGUCCCUUUGCUGACGCUGGAAGGCCGGGGCGGCGGGAGGAGGCUUUGUGGAAUGUGAGGCUGGAUCUGGAGCAAAUCAAAGUCGAUGGCGAGGUGGCCGCUGGGCCGGCUCGGGCACCCGCUGGCAGGGAAUUGCAUAACAGGAUGGGGCUGGGGAUGGUUUUUGGGCUAAACUGGGUGAAACACGUGGCCGUGGCCGUGCAGAGCUGUCCCUGUCACCGCUGGUGCAGGCGGCGCUGGUGUGGGGCGGCCUCGGGGGAGGAGGGAAGGCUGGGCCGAUAAAGAACACACAGGGAGGUGGGUCAGGCUGGUCCUGGGGAGGGACAUCCCGGCUCUUCCUCCCUGGGCUUCAUCCCCCUCGUGUUCCUCCCGCAGAGCCUGCUGCCCCCGGGACACCCAGCGUGGAGGAGCCGCUGCCGGCCGGGGCCAUGAGGACAGCAUCCCCCUGAGCGCCGGGCGAUGAGCCUGCAGGGCCAUCCCUGCAGGAUGCCGAGGCUACGGGCAGGAUGCUGACACCAUGAAGGGCUACCAUGGGGAGCGUAGCCAGACACAGCCCUCCUCCGGCCACCGCUGCCGCUGCAUCCCCGAGGACUGCGAGCGUCCCGCCGACUACAUCCCGCACGGCCCCGAGGGCCGGCCGCCCUACCUGCUCAGCCCCAGCGAGCCGUGUUCCCUGGAGCAUCCCUACUGCCCGGCGCGGAGCCCCGGCGCGGCCAGCGAGUGCCCGGGCGGGCCCCUGAGCGAGCCGCCCUCCGCCAGCGCCAGCAGCACCUUCCCGAGGAUGCACCACGCGCAGCAGCCCUACGACUCCUGCGACGAAUGCAUGGCGACCGCCCACCCCGCCAGCAAGAUCAACCGCCUGCCCCCCACGCUGCUGGACCAGUUCGAGAAGCAGCUGCCGCUGCACCACGACGGCUUCCACACGCUGCAGUACCCGCGGGCCGGCGGCGCCGAGCCCCGCAGCGAGAGCCCCAGCCGCAUCCGCCACCUCGUCCACUCCGUCCAGAAGCUCUUCGCCAAGUCCCACUCCCUGGAGGCGCCGGCCAAGCGGGACUACAACGGCGCCAAGAUGGACGGCCGCGGGGACGGCUACCACCACCACCACCACCACCACCAUCACCACCACCACCACCAGUCCCGCCACGGCAAGCGCAGCAAGAGCAAGGACCGCAAGGUGGACUCCCGGCACCGGUCCAAGAUGCUGGGCUGGUGGAGCUCCGACGACAACCUGGACAGCGACAGCAGCUACAUGGUGUCUGGCCGGCACGCCGCCGACCAGGGCACCCAGUACUGCGUGGACGCUCCCGAAAGUGCCUUCAGAGACUUGACCUUGAAGAGUCUAAAGGGCGGCGGGGAAGGAAAAUGCCUGGCCUGCGCCGGCAUGUCCAUGUCUCUGGACGGCCAGACGCUCAAGAGGAGCGCCUGGCACACCAUGACCGUCAGCCAGGCCCGGGAAGCCUAUCCCAGCGCUGGUGGCACCGAGAAGACCUUGAUGCUUCAGGAAGCAAAGGCCAAAGACCGAGCAUACCAGUACCUGCAGGUGCCACAGGACGAGUGGAGCGGGUACCCAGCGGGCAAGGACGGGGAGAUCCCGUGCCGGCGGAUGCGCAGCGGCAGCUACAUCAAGGCCAUGGGCGACGAGGACAGCGCUGACUCCGACAUCAGCGCCAAAGUGCUGCCCAGGGCGGCCACGCGGCGAGACAGCUACCGCCGCUCCUCCAGCGCCGACCAGGCCAGGACCAAGUUUGCAAGUAGGCACUAUUCUGAUUCAUAUAUCUGUAACUGUCCCAGCUGCUGCACGCCACCGCGAAUGCUCCCGCGGGGACAGAGCUACGGGCGCUCCUUCACCACCGGCCAGAUCAACGACGAGCUCAACCACCAGUUUGAGGCCGUGUGCGAGUCGGUUUUCGGCGAGGUGGAGUCGCAGGCCGUGGAGGCGCUGGACCUGCCCGGCUGCUUCCGCAUGCGGAGCCACAGCUACCUGCGGGCCAUCCAGGCGGGAUGCUCCCAGGAUGACGAAUGCCUCUCGCUCUUCUCCAUGUCGGCCCCCCCCGGGCCGCCCAUCACCAGCAGCAUCCUGAAGCCCAGCACUUCCUUCAGUUACAGAAAAGCUCCACCUCCCAUCCCUCCAGGAACCAAAGCCAAACCCCUCAUCUCUGUCACGGCGCAGAGCAGCACCGAGUCCACCCACGAGAGUUACCUGCCCAGCGAAGUUUCCCGCGGCCCCGCCUGGUCCAAAGACGCCACGGCCCGCUGCAACUCUGCCGAGAGCCUGGAGAGCUCCAAGGUGACGGCCGUGGCCCUGGACCUGCCCCCGGUGCAGCCCCGCGCCGCUCCCAAGCCCUCCACCCUCAUCAUCAAGGCCAUUCCCGGCCGGGAGGAGCUGCGGAGCUUGGCGAGGCAGCGGAAGUGGCGCCCGUCCAUCGGCGUGCAGGUUGAGGCCGUCUCCGACUCGGACACGGAGAGCCGGAGCCAGAGGGAGUUCCACUCCAUCGGGGUGCAGGUGGAGGAGGACAAAAGGCGGGCGCGCUUCAAGCGCUCCAACAGCGUGACGGCGGGCGUGCAGGCGGACCUGGAGCUGGAGGGCUUCACCGGCCUGGCCGUGGCCACCGAGGACAAGGCCCUGCAGUUCGGGCGGCCGUUCCAGCGGCACUCCUCGGAGCCCGAGUCGGGCCGGCAGUACGCCGUGUACAAGACGGUGCACACGCAGGGGCAGUGGGCGUACCGGGAGGAUUACCAGCUGCAGUACGACACGGUGGAGGUGCCCCGGCGGGACGCCUGGAUCGAGCAGGGCUCCCGCAGCCUCCCCGACUCCGGCCGCGCCUCCCCCUGCCACCGCGACGGAGAGUGGUUCAUCAAACUGCUGCAGGCGGAGGUGGAGAAGAUGGAGGGCUGGUGCCAGCAGAUGGAGAGGGAGGCAGAGGACUAUGACCUGCCCGAGGAGAUCCUGGAGAAGAUCCGGAGCGCGGUGGGCAGUGCCCAGCUCCUCAUGUCCCAGAAGGUGCAGCAGUUCUACCGCCUCUGCCAGCAGAACAUGGAUCCCAACGCAUUCCCUGUGCCCACCUUCCAAGACCUGGCCGGAUUCUGGGACCUCCUGCAGCUCUCCAUUGAGGACGUCAGCAUGAAGUUCGCAGAGCUCCAGCAGCUCAAGGCCAACGGGUGGAAGAUUGUGGAGCCCAAGGAGGAGAAGAAGGUGCCUCCCCCGAUACCAAAGAAGCCGCCGCGCUCCAAGGUGCACCCGGUGAAGGAGCGCUCCCUGGACUCGGUGGACCGGCAGCGGCAGGAGGCCCGCAAGCGGCUCCUGGCAGCCAAGAGGGCCGCGUCCUUCCGCCAGAGCUCGGCCACCGAGAGCGCGGACAGCAUCGAGAUCUACAUCCCCGAGGCACAGACCCGGCUGUGACCGCAGCCUCCGCUUUUCUACCCGGACUGCACGGCGCGGCCGUAGCUCACUGUGAUGGGGGGCCGC
Molecule: messenger RNA, 4180 nt
Organism: Empidonax traillii (willow flycatcher)
Lineage: Eukaryota; Metazoa; Chordata; Aves; Passeriformes; Tyrannidae
Gene: DLGAP3
Product: DLG associated protein 3
Exons: 11
Coding region: 1232-4114 (960 amino acids)
Biological process (GO): signaling
Cellular component (GO): postsynaptic specialization; glutamatergic synapse
Molecular function (GO): molecular adaptor activity
Source: RefSeq, a predicted model, not a curated record